AUGAAUAAUAUUGUUAUGAUUCUGAUUUUUGUUAUAAUACUCUCGAUACAGAAUAAUCAAAUAUACGCACAAACACCAUAUAUGGUUAGCAUACCUCAAUCUUCAACAUGGUUAGCGUGUAGUGAACAAGAAACUAAUUAUAUAAGUUAUUCAGUAAAAGUCACAAGCGACACAACUACAACGACUUCUUACGACAAAAUACAUCCUUUCCCUAUAAUCUCACCCAAAAAUUACACACAAAUCGACGUAGACGGAGUAAAAUUGUUAGUAGCAGAAGGAGGCAUACAAACAGUCGUGGCAGAACGAACUGACAUAAAUAAUUAUUUCGAUGGACUGAGAUUUAAGAUGUACACACCCCUUAGUUGUUAUCAUAAUCACAGAACAAUGGCCACGACAAUACUUUGCUCGCAUUCUGGUAGUAUAGAAAACGGAGGAAAAGAUGCAAAUGGGAUUAAUUUAUGUUUGGCUGUGACGAAUCCUAAUGAUAAUUCAGUAGUCGCUAAAAUUCAUGUCAACUUUAAACGACAAAUCGAUUCUUCUAAAAGCGCGAAAAUUAUUUUGCAAGAAAUAUCAGAGAACGAAAGGCCAUCAUCUUCAUCACCAAAGAAUAUAAAGGGGUUACCGAAUGAAGGAGCAACAACUGUCAGUGAAAAAGGUGAUAUUUUAGAUUUUAGCGUAUGCGAAGACUUUUCUGUGACGAAUGAACUAAGCAGUUUUCGAUCUAUGUGGGCUUCCGAGUCUUCAGGUAGUAUUUCUUCUUCUGGGAAUGGUGCUAGUGGCAGAUCUGGUAAUAGUAAUGGUGGCGAAUCUUCUUUUGGUGGUAGUUCCAGAAAUUCAAAUUUAUUAUCAGCCGCAUGUAAUCAUGAUGGGAAUGCUCAUAUUAUCUCAAAGCAACAACGUCUAGAAGAGAAAUCUGCAAUUAAUAGUAAUGAGCAUGUUAAUUUAGAUAUUGCAGUUGACCCUUCAAAUCUUAUUGAAAGUGUAAAAUUUACAGUAUUGAGCAUCUUUUGCGAUUGGAAAGAAGAAGAGCUGGAGUUUUCGCGUUUUAAUAAUGGUUUGACUAAUUUAGUUGUAAAGUGUCGUAACAAAGUCAAUAGAUUUGAGAUUAUAAUUCGUGUAUACGGAAAAAAUUCACAAAUAUUUGUUGAUCGCAAGCAAGAGAUUCGGAAUAUGUUAGAAUUGUCAAAACUGGGAUUAUCAGCUCCACUUUACGCAAAAUUCAAAAAUGGACUUAUAUACGGAUUCGUAUCUGGUGAAUCUUUGACUCUUGAAAACCUUAAGGAUCCAUUUAUUUCGUCUCAAAUCGCAAAGAAACUGGCAACGCUUCAUAGAGCUGUUUACCUGGAACGCGAAAUCGCUAAACUAAAUUCACCUAUUGUCUUUUGUCAUAACGACCUAUUGCAUACAAACAUAGUUUAUCAAGAAUCCGAAAAAAAGAUAUCGUUUAUUGAUUAUGAAUGUGGAUCUUUUAAUUAUCGUGGAUUUGAUAUCGGCCUUCAUUUUAAUAAUUUUGCAGGCUUUCAUUUUGAUUAUAGCUUAUAUCCAACGAAAGAAUUUCAAUUCGUAUGGCUACGACAUUAUCUUGAUUCGCUUCACCCAGAAAUAAAAAUUACAGAAAAACAAGUGGAGGAACUUUAUCGCGAAGUAUCGAAAUUCGCGCUCGUCUCACUUUUUUAUUGUAGCGUUUGGCUCAUUUCGGAAAUUACAGACACAGAUUUAGAUUUUAUGGAAUACGCGAUUAAAGCUAUGAACAUGUAUUAUCGUCGACGUGAAGUUCUCGCGCUCUGA
This is a messenger RNA of Ambispora gerdemannii, 1788 nucleotides long. NCBI's taxonomy places the organism in Eukaryota, Fungi, Glomeromycota, Glomeromycetes, Archaeosporales, Ambisporaceae. The record is from the annotation of a GenBank genome assembly.